Molecule: messenger RNA, 1077 nt
Organism: Apiotrichum porosum
Lineage: Eukaryota; Fungi; Basidiomycota; Tremellomycetes; Trichosporonales; Trichosporonaceae
Exons: 2
Coding region: 1-1077 (358 amino acids)
Source: RefSeq, a predicted model, not a curated record
AUGGGCAGCCCACAAUCAAUGGGCAGCCCGCACCUGGAGCAGCAGCAGUAUCAGCAACCUCCAGUGUCACUGAUGAGGAAAAUGUCUCUGGAGCCAGGACAAACGUGGCCUCAGCAGCAGGCCCCACAGCCGCCCCAACAGCAGCAGCCUGGUCCGCCAACCCGUGGCGCGAGCCUGCACAGAGGACCUUCAUCAGGUCCUUCUGGGAUGCCAAGCCAUGUGGCGCAAGGGCAGGCGAUGCCUGGCCCGCGGAGCCAGCCGCAGCCUGGCGUUCCAGGUCUCGUUAUGGGCAACAUGUCCGACCCUUCGCUGGCUGGAGGCAUGCCACGCAGCCCCAUGUCGGCAACCAUGUCUGUUGACUCUCACUCGUCCAUUCAUUCUUCCGGCUCGCUGCCAGUUCCGCCAUCUGGAAGCCAUCACGGCCACCACAUGUACCAACCUCAAGCUCAGCGCCAGCCUGUCCAGCACCCCAUGCCCGGGCGCCCUGGUCAAGGCCCUGGCCCUGGUCUUACUGGGGGCCUGGUGCACAUGUCGCAGCCUCCUCGUUCGCGAUCGGCCGAACCGCUUUCCCUCCGCGCGCCCGAUAUGCCGUCGGCGCGCUUGGUUGCCAUUUCGCAGUAUUCGGCCUCGACCUCGCCGUCCAUCAUGAGCCCCGUUGGCGGAGGCGGAUACGACGAGGACGACAUUUCGCCGCCUGCAUCUCCCGUCCAAGAGGAGGUCACGCAGCUCACCGGCCCCGCGGUCAUCUCUGCGCAGAUGAAGUGCAAGGUGUUCCUCCAACAGGGUCACGGCCAGUGGAAGUCGCUCGGCCAGGGCAAGCUCAAGCUCUAUGUCGAAAAGGCGCGCAACGUCAAGCAGCUGGUGGUCGAGAACAGCUCGGGCAAGGCCAUGCUCAUCUCGACCAUUGUGCUCACCGACGGCGUCGAGCGUGUAGGCCGUACCGGAGUCGCCGUCGAGAUUUCCGACCGUGGAAUGCGCACUGGUAUCAUCUACAUGAUCCAGCUGCGCAACGAAACGUCGGCAGGCGGACUGUACGAGUCGCUCCUUUCUGGCUCGGACCGUGCUCGCGGCGCAUAA